ACAUGGUGGUGUGUGCCUGUAGUCCCAGCUACUUGGGAGGCUGAGGCAGAAGAAUUGCUUGAACCCAGGAGGUGGAGGUUGCAGUGAGCCGAGAUCAUAUAAUAAUAAUAAUAAUGAUAAAAGAAGGACUUGGCCUACCAUGGAAUGGCCCCCAAAGCUGCUGUCUGAAUCUAAGCUGUCACUAAGUUGCGAGCUGCUGGGGUGUAUGUGUAUGGUUGUGGGGGGAGUGAAUAUCCCUUUAAACAGCCACUGGGGAGGGGGUUCUGGAACCCCUGGCCUCAUAGAGACCCAGCCUCCCUCCCCCCAUCUCUCUGGGCUCUGUGUCUAAGGAGCCCUGGGGCGCUGGGUGUGAGUCACUUAGGUGGGCGUGUGUGGAGGGGUGUCUGGGGAGGGCACUGAACAGGCCGAAGGGGCAUCCCGCUGUGGGGAGACAUCUCUGGGAAGACAGGUUCCUCACAGCAAAGCCUGUGGUGAAGGUCUCAGAGGCCUCUCAGGGGAAGUCUCAGGGUCCCCAGGAAGGGGAACGAGGUCUGGAGGGAGGAGGUUGUGGGUCCCCAGGCAUGCUUGUUGAGGGAGGGGGGUCUUCAGGUUCCCAGAAGCAGGGACCUCAGGCAGGAGUACUACGGGAGGAGUGUGGAGGAAGCGUGGAGGAAGCGGGCUCCUAAGCUGGGGGCCUCGGGGUAGGAAGGGCCUGGGCCCAUCCUGCCCUUGUGGCCCCCGGCUGCAGCCUCAGUGCCAUGGGGGUGAAGCGGAGCCUCCAGAGAGGGGGCAUUCUGCUCAGCCUCGUGGCCAACGUCCUCAUGGUGCUCUCCACGGCCACCAACUACUGGACCCGCCAACAAGAGGGCCACAGUGGCCUGUGGCAGGAAUGCAACCACGGCAUCUGCUCCAACAUCGCCUGCCAGACCACGCUGGCCGUGACUGCGGCGUGCAUGGUGCUAGCGGUGGGUGUCGGCGUGGUGGGCAUGGUGAUGGGACUGCGGAUUCGGUGCAACGAGGGCGAGUCGCUGCGGGGCCAGACCACGAGCGCCUUCCUCUUCCUCGGCGGACUGCUGCUGCUGACCGCCUUGAUAGGCUACACGGUGAAGAACUCGUGGAAGAACAACGUCUUCUUCUCUUGGUCCUAUUUUUCUGCGUGGCUGGCCUUACCCUUCUCAAUUCUCGCGGGCUUCUGCUUUCUACUGGCAGAUAUGAUCAUGCAGAGCACCGACGCCAUCAGUGGAUUCCUCGUGUGUCUGUGACUGCAGCCUGCCUGGGGCAGAAUAAAGGAACGGCUUUUUUU
Messenger RNA from Piliocolobus tephrosceles (Ugandan red Colobus), 1282 nucleotides. It is a transcript of the gene CLDND2, whose product is annotated as claudin domain containing 2. Bases 738 to 1241 code for a protein of 167 amino acids. The transcript is spliced from 4 exons. Gene Ontology annotation, cellular component: plasma membrane. The record is from RefSeq and is a predicted model, not a curated record. Lineage: Eukaryota; Metazoa; Chordata; Mammalia; Primates; Cercopithecidae.